UCUGCUGAGCACAAACUCGGGACACUGGCAAAUAUGAUAGGGCUAAAAUUAUGCAAUUAUGACUGAGUCUAAGGAACAUAAGGGAUUGUAUGGAAGAAGAAAUCUUGCAGCUGAAUAAACUAUGUAAUAAAGAACCCAGAGAGGUUAAAUGGAGGGAAUGGAAUAAAUGAGAGAAAUGUGUAAGAUUUUUGUCAUGGUUUGACUAUCUGGAUUUACUACUGGCUGAUAGAAUAUGUGAGUAGGUGACAUUAAAUUUUAUAUAGAGUUAUAUAUUUCAUUUUAUCCUUUUAUAUACUGCAAAGUGGCAAUAUUAUCUCUUUUGCCUAGGAUUACAGGACAAGUACCACAAUACAAGCGAUCAAAUUGCCCUUAAAGAUCUCCAGUCUGAUGUUACAGAGGCGAAAUCUGACUUCACCAAGGAGACCCUGGCAUCACAAAACACAAAAAUGAUUUCCUCCAUAGUAAUCUCCCAGAUGAUUGAUGAGAAUAAGUCGAGAGAAAACAGGGCCUCCUUGCCUCUGCCGUGUGCGAUGGCUCAGUCUCGUGGACAUCACAUCAAGCAAUCUCUGGCUAAUCGCAGCAGAGUCAACAUUCACAGGGCAUUUGCAUUCCUACCGGGCAGAUUAGGAAUCCCAACACCGUCAGAUGAGCGAGGACCUGAGACAGAACUGCCACCCAAAGAGGAGAGCCCCUGUGAGGGCCCCCGCAGAGGUUUUGCGUCCAUCACCAUCACAGCCAGGCGUGUGGGCGCCCCAGCCAGCGCCCUGGUAUGGGGGACUGUUGGGGACUCUCUGUGUCCUAAGUGCAGGGCUGAGGACACUGUGUUCCAGGCGCCUCCAGCUCUGGCCAAUGGCCCCCAUCCAGGUCGGCACCAGAGAGCUUUCGCCUGCACAGAGUUCUCCAGAAACAGCUCGGAGGUGCGGCUGAAGGUUCCUGAGGCCCCCAUGGGGUUGUGUGAGAGACGCAAGGCCUGGGUCACCCAUGCCGAUGAGACCAGUUUUUCUGCAGACACCCCACUGUCAGGAAAGAGCCCACUGGUGUUCAGUUCCUGUAUCCACCUCAGGGUGUCUCAGCAGUGUCCAACUUCCAUCUAUUACGUAGACAAGUCUCUCUCCAUUCCCUUUGAGCAACCUCAAAUUGCCAGCCCCAAAAUGCACAGAUCCGUCCUGUCGCUCAACCUCAAUUGUAGUUCCCACAGAUUAACAGCAGAUGGAGUAGAUGGCAUAGUGAACGGAGAGCCAAUAAGCGCAGGCCCGAAGCAGGAGCUCGUGGAGGGAGACCAGGACAUCCUAGGCCUGCGCUGGAACCCAGGUUUACAAGAAAGUCACUUGAAGGAAACCCCAUCAUUGGGGCGGGUGCAUGUGGGGACUGACACAUGUCCUUGGAGUGAUUCUUUUCCAUUGGAAAACACAGAAUUUGCAGACGUGGGAACUAACCAGGUCACCGUAAGAAAAGGGAUAAAGGACCAUGAGGCUCAUUGUCAUGCCAGCGGUCAUGCCAACCAACUGUCCAUUCACAUUCCUGGCUGGAGUUACAGGGCAGUACACACAGAAGUAUUUUCUGGAAGCAGCAAGAGGCAACCAGGAGAAGCAUGCCUGACUCUGUCUGCUCCUCCAGUGGAACAGAAGCCCACUAAACAUUUCCUUCCCUUUGGGGAUAGCUCUCCAAGCGAUGCCUGUCUGUCUAGAGACCUUUCUGAGCCCACUGAGAGACGACGUCAAAGCUUCCUGAAACCCAGAAUCCCUUUUCCUGGGUUUCUUUGCCCCUUACAAGAUGUAUGCACAUCUCCGCAGGAAGACAAUGGCGUUCAGAUAGAAAGCAAGUUACCCCAAGGAGAUUACACAUGCUGUGACUUGGUUGUAAAAAUAAAGGAAUGUAAGAAGAAUGAGGACCCCACCACGCCUGAGCCCUCCCCAGCAGCACCCUCGCCAGCACCCCCCGAGGGAGCAGGGAGCCCUGGCCUGUCUGAAGACUGUUCUGAGCCUCAGCAAAUGCCUGCAAGAUCCUUGACCUUGCAGGAAGCCCUGGAAGCUCGUAAGCCUCAGUUCAUUUCUCGCUCACAAGAACGGCUGAAAAAGAUUGAACACAUGGUCCAGCAGAGGAAAGCCCAGCAGAAGGACGACCUGAGGCAGAAGCAGAGCCUCCUUCCUGUCCGUACCAGCAAGAAGCAGUUCACGGUUCCCCACCCUCUGAGUGAUAACUUGUUUAAACCCAAAGAACGGUGCAUUUCAGAGAAGGAGAUGCAUAUGCGAUCUAAGAGAAUCUAUAAUAACUUGCCGGAAGUUAAAAAGAAGAAAGAAGAACAAAGGAAAAGGGUGAUCUUACAAAGUAACAGACUCCGUGCCGAAGUCUUCAAAAAGCAACUGCUGGACCAACUCCUUCAAAGGAAUGCGGUCUAGCCGCAGGCUGCGCUGCUGGCCGUGCUACCUGGACCUGGGAGGACUUCACAUGCCGGAUAACCCAUUAAACUUAGCAUUAUCUUCAUCAUGGGAAAACACUUAUUUUACUUUUGAUUUUUUUUUUCCAUAAGGAAAACAUCACUUCCUGAAUUACUGCCCAAGCCAAACAUAAACAAUAAUCCUGGAGGAAACUGGCCAGGAAUCUGUUGUGGGGAAACCCCCUCGACGUAACCCACUAGAUCCAGUCCCCUUCGUGUUUCUGCUUCUGAAUUGUACCUUUUGCUUCUGAUUUCUUCUCCCCUGCUGUUUCCUGCCAAUCAGAGAGGCCUUACAGAAGCAAGUUUGCUUAGAUCCCUGGGAAAUAUUUUACAUCAAACCUUUGGGAUCCAAACCCAUCUCCUUUUAAGUACCAAUCCCAACACCUGACAGUUAUGCAAAUGCAAAAAUGUGUGUCAUCAUAGAGCAUAUUUUAAAACUUUCUGACCAUGUGCACCACCCAGUGCUAGAGACUGGCUUGGAAACCAGUGGGUGCAAUGCCCGAGGCUGUGGAACAAACAGCCCGUCCCUUUGUGACCUGGAACAGUCAGAGUGGCCCUCAGCCACCCCCGCCCGCAGCACCAUUCCUCACUAGGGAAAAGAAUCCAUUUCUAUGGAAGCUCUAACGUAACUUCAGUGUUUUCUACAACACUCCACGCCCUGCCCCAUUAAAAAAAAAAAAAAAGUUGUUUUGUUAAGAAAUAGCCUAAUGGCUCCAACUUUGCUUAUCCGUUCUUUCAAAUGUUUAUAAUAUACAUUAUUUAUAAAUAUGUGUGUUUGGGGAGCUAAGAACAAGCUAGUUUUUACAAUACAAGUGGAAAUAAAUGCAAUUAUUAUAAACAU
Sapajus apella (tufted capuchin) is the source of this 3278-nucleotide messenger RNA. RefSeq names its product chromosome unknown C10orf90 homolog (gene CUNH10orf90). NCBI's taxonomy places the organism in Eukaryota, Metazoa, Chordata, Mammalia, Primates, Cebidae. Gene Ontology annotation, biological process: regulation of centriole replication. The coding region runs from base 447 to 2399 and encodes 650 amino acids. Gene Ontology annotation, cellular component: centrosome; centriole; cytosol. The record is from RefSeq and is a predicted model, not a curated record. The transcript is spliced from 8 exons.